Molecule: messenger RNA, 1626 nt
Organism: Rhizopus microsporus ATCC 52813
Lineage: Eukaryota; Fungi; Mucoromycota; Mucoromycetes; Mucorales; Rhizopodaceae
Product: CAF1-domain-containing protein
Exons: 5
Coding region: 1-1626 (541 amino acids)
Cellular component (GO): cytoplasm
Molecular function (GO): 3'-5'-RNA exonuclease activity; RNA binding
Source: RefSeq, a predicted model, not a curated record
AUGGAGAUUUUACGCCAUCAGUUUCUCGACAAAUUACCAGAAAUUGAAAAAGCCAUCAAAGAGUGCGAUGUAAUUGCAAUAGAUACAGAAUUGUCUGGCCUUCAUCGUCCUUUAGCCACCAAAAGGCUUUAUUCUCUUCAAGAACGGUACGAGGAAUAUAAAGAAGCGACUGAACGGUUUCUCAUUAUUCAGUUUGGCCUCUGUACCUUUACCUGGGACUCAGCUGGUCGCUACAUUGCUAAACCCUUCAACUUUUAUAUAUUCCCUACAAGUGCCACAGGUACCGUUCACACUAAUCGACUCUUUAUGACGCAAGCACAGGCAUUUGACUUCUUAGUCAAGCAGUCCUUUGACUUUAACAAGUGGGUCUAUCAGGGUAUUCCUUACCUUACUCGAAAAGAAGAAGAAUUGCAUCGAAAGGAAGCAGCUAGAAGGAUGAAAGAUGAUAUACCUGAUAUUCCUCUUGAUGAUAAAGAGGUUCCAUUUAUGCAGAAUGUCCGAAAAUUGAUAGAUGAAUGGUUAGAAGACAGUCAAAGGGAGGAAGGAGUCAAUAUCGUAGCAAGAAACGCGUACCAGCGAAGACUUGUUUAUCAAGAGGUCAGAAAUAAGUAUGAAGGCUUAACUGCCAUAGGCAUGCAAGGAUUUAUUCGCGUCACCAAACUUACCAAGGAACAACAAGAGACACGUAUGAAAGAAAGACUGGAAAAGAUUGAAAAAGAUUGCACGUUUGCUGUAGGAUUCAGAAAAGUUAUUGAUAUGAUUUCAGAGUCGGGAAAGAUGAUUGUAGGCCACAACAUGCUAUUGGACGUGUCGCACAUGAUAGGGCAGUUUGUUCAACCUUUGCCUGAGAAGCUUGAAGAAUUCAAAACGUUGGCUCACAAAAUGUUUCCAAAUAUGAUUGAUACCAAAUACAUGUGCGCAGUUGAACCUGAAUUAUUUAAAAUAUUUGGUACUACAACCGCGUUGGAACAGCUGCGGUUUGAAACCAGUAGAGAAGCCUUCACCAACCCUCGUAUUGAUAUACAUCCUCUAUUUCCUCGCUACCUGGCCGAAAAGGCUCAUGAAGCUGGCUAUGACGCUUUCAUGACCGGUUCAGCCUUCCUUAAGCUUGCAUCUUACCUAGAGCAAUUGCGGUAUCCACUCGACAAGGUAGCUGAAGAACCACAGAUAGAAAGGCAUACAAAAAUAGACAGAUUAGCAGAUGAUGAACAGGAUAACUGGUAUGAAGACGGCGAAGAUGAAGAGAUCUACAACUACGGGUCCACACGGGUCAACUUGUUCCUCGAUGCCCAUACUGUCCAUCCAGCGUUAAAGAACAGCCUUAAUAAAAGCGUUCUAGUCAGAUCUGCAUUCGAUUGCUUUGACUUUGUCAAUGACGAAAUAGUGACUAAUCAAACGACUGCAUUCCAUGUUCAAUCUGUAAGCGGUCAUUUAGACAUGGACAAGGCAAAAGAAGUGUUUAGUAAGGCUGGUAAACAUGUAUUGGAGCGGUAUGACAGUAGUGCCUGUUUCCUUGUUUUUGAACAAAUGCCACAGCGCUUUGACCUAGAACAAUACAAAGACGAAUUUAUCAUUACUCCAAUUGCUCAAUAUUAUGAAAAUAUGAAUACACCACCUAGUAAAUAA